This is a messenger RNA of Elephantulus edwardii (Cape elephant shrew), 348 nucleotides long. It is a transcript of the gene LSM7, whose product is annotated as LSM7 homolog, U6 small nuclear RNA associated (S. cerevisiae). The annotation marks the transcript as partial. The transcript is spliced from 3 exons. Lineage: Eukaryota; Metazoa; Chordata; Mammalia; Macroscelidea; Macroscelididae. Gene Ontology annotation, molecular function: RNA binding. The record is from RefSeq and is a predicted model, not a curated record. Gene Ontology annotation, cellular component: catalytic step 2 spliceosome; U2-type prespliceosome; Lsm1-7-Pat1 complex. Gene Ontology annotation, biological process: mRNA splicing, via spliceosome; nuclear-transcribed mRNA catabolic process.
UCCGCCCCGCUCUCCGCCUCACGCGCUCUGCUCUCCCCGCAGGACAAGGAGAAGAAGAAGAAGGAGAGCAUCUUGGACCUGUCCAAGUACAUCGACAAGACCAUCCGCGUGAAGUUCCAAGGGGGCCGCGAAGCCAGUGGAAUCCUGAAAGGCUUCGACCCGCUCCUCAACCUCGUGCUGGACGGCACCAUCGAGUACAUGAGAGACCCUGAUGAUCAGUACAAACUGACGGAGGACACGAGGCAGCUGGGCCUGGUGGUGUGCCGGGGCACGUCCGUGGUGCUCAUCUGUCCGCAGGACGGCAUGGAGGCCAUCCCCAACCCCUUUAUCCAGCAGCAAGACACCUAG